GCCAAAACGAAGAGGAAACCAUAUUGAUAUUGAUAGAAUGAUAGGGUUGAGAACCGAAGACCCAAAUUUAGAUCCUGCAUUUCCAAAUCAACCACCAAAAAUGAGCGAAACCGGCAGUGGUGGAGCAGUUCCGACGGGAUGUUACAAGUGCGGCCGCCCUGGCCACUGGUCCCGCGACUGUCCUUCAAACGCUGACCCUAACUCCAACCCUAAUUCCAAUCCAACUUCUGAUUCUGCGUACCCCAAAUCCUUCAACAACUUCUCAAAGUCCGGCAAUGGUGGUAAUAGCAAUAACGGCAGCAGUAGCUUCCAAUUGAAGCCCACCGGUUCUGCUUCGAAGCCGAAGAAGGCGCCCCGAACUCGGCCGAAGCUCACCCCGGAGUUACUGCUCUCCGAUCAAGGUCUCGGGUACAUUCUCCGUUAUUUCCCCCGUAAUUUUAAGUGCAGAGGCCGUGGCCAUGAGGUCAAUGAUUUGAGGAAUCUACUACGUAUGUAUGCUGAAUGGCACGCACAAUUACUUCCAUACUUCCCAUUUGAUCAGUUCAUACACAAGGUAGAGGAAGCUGGAUCCACAAGACGUGUGAAGACCUGUGUUGCUGAGUUAAAAGACAGAGUUGCUAAUGGAGGGGAUCCCACAAAGCUGAAAGAGUCUUUUACUGAAAAUGAGACCCAGUGUGAUAAAGAAGAUGUCUUAAACGUGGGGGAGCCUAAUGGGAAUGAUGCUGAUGACACGCAUGACUUGCCUUUUAAUGGGAAUGAUGCUGAUGAUGACAUGCAUGACUUAACUUUCAAUGACAAUGACGCUGAUGACAUGCAUGCAGAUAUGCUCAAUGAAAUAUAUGACAAGACUGUUGAAGAAACACCCGCUUCUAGGCAAUCUAACACGACAGGUGCUGAUAUACCGCCAAGUGACCAAUCAAUGAAACAUUCAGAUAAAUCAAUAGGUAAUGGUAAAAGUUCCGAUCCUACUCGGCUUACAGAAGAAGAAAAAUCGCUGAUAGAAGCCAAGAGACUGAAGGCACUUGAAAAAGCUGCUGCUCCGAGUGAUAAAUCAGUGAAAAUUUUAGAUCAGUCAUUAGGUGUAGGAGGUGGCAACCCCAAACCUAGUCAGAUUACAGAAGAUCAAAAAUCACUGAUGGAAGCCAAGAGACAGAAGGCACUUGAGAGAGCUGCAGCCCGCAGCAGGCUGUUGCCAUUGCCAACCUCUUGACCUUGUUUGGCGCAUUGUGGGUACUUCUUUGCCCCCCUUUUAUUGCUUAAACACAUCUGAAACAAGCCCUUAUGUUCAUCAUGGUUUUGUUAUCACUUCAUUCGCAGAAACUAGGAAUUAUCUUUGAAUUAGGAGCAAUAUCAGCUGUAUUAUAUACUCUACUCAGAUAUGCCUCUGUACAUUUGCUGUUACCAUCAUCGUGCUUCAGAGCUGAAAUUCUGUUUGGUUGAUGAUUGAUAACUUCUAGCUUUGUGCGUAUGAAGGAUUUCAGACGGCAAGAUGUCUGAUUGACAAUGGGGUAUAACUGUAUAAGUGACAGUGAAUCAAAACUGAAGAAAAAGGGUUGAAUUCUAGAAAUUCUGUGAAGCAUCCUUAGAUAUAUGGACUCUUGUAUCCUUUUUUCUUUUUUUUUUUAAUUUUUUUAUUUUUAUUUUUAUAACUAAUUUGGCUUUCAGAAGAUGAAGUUUUGAGAAUUAUUGGUUGAUAAUAUUUUGAUGUUGCAAGCAAGAUUUUGAUUCUAAUAAACCUGCUAACGAUUAAAGAGUACCGGUUUCAAGUUAAGUUUAAGAUAA
Molecule: messenger RNA, 1782 nt
Organism: Spinacia oleracea (spinach)
Lineage: Eukaryota; Viridiplantae; Streptophyta; Magnoliopsida; Caryophyllales; Amaranthaceae
Exons: 5
Coding region: 38-1210 (390 amino acids)
Biological process (GO): replication fork processing; DNA replication checkpoint signaling; DNA damage response
Cellular component (GO): nucleus; replication fork protection complex
Molecular function (GO): DNA binding; zinc ion binding
Source: RefSeq, a predicted model, not a curated record